AUGCAAUCCGAAACAGAAUCCACCGAUCACAAGAUCAGCCCAGCACUAAGCGCCGCACCGCGCGAGCUUCUAGAGGAUGUCAUCAAAGAAUUUUACCUCAAAGUUCCCUCAGUCCGCGAAAUGGUUAUAAGCAAGCUCUUAGUCAAUGAGGGCGACGUACCAGAAGUGUUUACCUCCGAUAGUGAAGAGGAUAGCGAUGGUGACGAAAAUCGCCCAGUCAAAAAAGACGCAGACCCAUUGGAAGCCAAAACACAGCCAACUGGCUCGAAAAGACUCAGAUCUCGCUAUGCUCGGUGCAUUAAUUGCGAGAACAUCUUUGAUGUGUCCAAAAACACAAGCCAGAGCUGCCGGUAUCACUCAGAUGCAAGUAUUCCUGACGAAGACCUGUUUCCCGACCACGAGGAGUGCACUCAUGGCCCAAUAGACACGCCUGAGAAUCGCGAAAACUAUCCGCAGAAUUUCUUCUAUGAGUGUUGUGACCGGACUCUGGAAGAAGAAGGCUGCGAAGUUAGUUGGCAUAGAGAAGAUACAUUCAAACGCCAGAGGAUAUAUUGA
Talaromyces atroroseus is the source of this 555-nucleotide messenger RNA. RefSeq lists its product as hypothetical. Bases 1 to 555 code for a protein of 184 amino acids. The transcript has 2 exons. Lineage: Eukaryota; Fungi; Ascomycota; Eurotiomycetes; Eurotiales; Trichocomaceae. The record is from RefSeq and is a predicted model, not a curated record.